Messenger RNA from Annulohypoxylon truncatum, 4227 nucleotides. RefSeq names its product PXA domain-containing protein. The coding region runs from base 142 to 3825 and encodes 1227 amino acids. NCBI's taxonomy places the organism in Eukaryota, Fungi, Ascomycota, Sordariomycetes, Xylariales, Hypoxylaceae. Gene Ontology annotation, molecular function: phosphatidylinositol binding. The transcript is spliced from 2 exons. The record is from RefSeq and is a predicted model, not a curated record. Gene Ontology annotation, cellular component: intracellular membrane-bounded organelle.
CUACAGGCUGCGUGUUACCUCUAAUCGAUAAGCGCCUCCGUCUUUCAACUUGCCUUUAUUCGCGAUUCCUACGAUUCUUACGAUUCUUAUCGCCCUACGGACGAAUCAUGAAGCUGGGAGUUACGCAACUUCAAACCGAGUAUGGCCCUUAAGGGGAGAGAUGUCGGUUUGGCUGGCAUCGUUUGCUUUUUUGCAUGGGGUUAUGCAACCAGCUGGUUUCCUGCCAUUCGAUGGGCCGGAUAUGCCUUCGUCAGCGGCGCCAUCAUUUCGCUCCUAGGUGUUUGCCUAUUGCUUCUAACUUCUCGGGGCUCGACAUAUGGUCAACGAAACCGAUCGGCGCGACCGAAUGCAGUCAGUUUUGUGGGUGCCGAUUCCUGGCGUAAAGAAACGACUGCCCUACGACUUCGGCAGACUUAUAUCAGAGCACCUCUAUAUUCCGAAUCACCCGCCAUAUCCAACGCAUUGGACGAUUUGCUCGACCUGGUCCUACGGGACUUUGUCAAGUCAUGGUAUUCGAACAUAAGCAAGAACCCCGUGUUUGCGAACGCGGUCGAUAACGCUAUAAGGCAUGCGUUGGUCGGAAUAAGGGACCGUCUUUUUGAGACGGACCUGGUAGAGGUAGUUACAAGCAGAAUCGUCCCGAUAUUGACGGCUCACUUUCGGGAUUUCUACGACGCCGAGAGAGCGGUGCGCGGCCGCAGACUGAACCGUGACGUUACCGAAUCUGAAGAAUUGGACUUAGCUAUCGCCGCAAAAUAUCGGGAUGGCAAAUUACACCCCGCCGCAUCUCUGACCUACUCAGAUACAAAGCUAGUACAGCAGGAUCAUCUACGGAAUAUAGUCACUAGGAUCCUACCGAAAGUGCUUCCUAACAACUUGUUGGACAGCCGUGCCGUAUUCAGCAUUAUUCGCGAAAUUGUCUCUUGUGCUGUCUUGUUUCCCACCUUACAAUUACUCUCUGAGCCUGAUACUUGGAACCAAGUGAUGGAAAACUAUGGCCGAAGCAUGCUACAGGAUCGAUCAACUGUCCGUAAGCUUCGUGCGGCCCUGGAUGCGCAUGCCUCGCCAACACCAAAAAGUUCCAAAUCAGUGGCGUUCCCACGACUUGCUCCGGGAGAUAGUGAACGUCGAUUUGAGAGAUUUAUCCGUACAAUUCGCAAACUUAAUAACUUGUCCGACGCAAGGCGAUUUCGAAGUGAAGUGGCAAGUCAGCUAAUGAAGGACUCGCAGUAUAAUGGCCAGGAUCCGAUCUACCUUCGUCGGCUAGAGAUGGGCAAACGCCUUCUAGAUCAGAGGGUCCAGCAGUUAGCAGCGGGUGGUGACGGACGACGUGUCCCGUUAUCAAGUAAUCCUUCACCAAUUUCCGGUUCUUCCAAGCUCGAGAAUGCUUCUUUAGUCGAAUUGCUACGCGACACGUCAGGUCUUUCUUACUUCAUGGAGUACAUGGAUAGACAAGGCUUGAUGUCCCUUGUACAAUUUUGGUUAGUUGUGGAUGGCCUACGAAACCCCCUAGAAGACGAUGGACCCGAUGAUGAGCAACUACCUUCGACUCUAGGCCCUUGGACCGAAUCCGAUCGCGUUGAUCUCGCUCAGAUCGACCAGGCGUACCUGUCUAAGCCAGAACUAAAGGUUCCUGCUAGUUCGCGACGAACUAUUCGUGAGUUCCUAGAUGCCGGCAAAGCAGCUUCUCCAGCACAAUAUUACAAAGCCCGCCGAGCUGUAUUGCGAGCUCAAAGUGCUGUACUUGAGGAUAUGCAGUCUAGAUUUCUCGACGCAUUUAAAAAGUCAGACCUAUUCUAUAAGGCCCUGGCAUCGGAAGAGGCAUCGAAGAGUAUUCCUCUCUCUCGACAGCCUCAGGCAGGACCAGUAGUUAGCCCGCCACUUGUUCGCCCCUCGCAAUCGUAUGCGUUGAAACCCUCGUCUGUAACAAAACUCAACCCGAAGCUCAGCACGUCCAAUGGCCAGGUUAGACGAGGUCUUUCUGCUUCGGACCUAAAAAGCGCUGGUGCGAAUGUUAGUCAUAGCUCAGAUCAUUUGAUGGGCCAUCGACGGUCGCUAGAUGAGGGCAUCUCUUCGCCAUUAUUUGACGAUGAUGAUUUAGAUCAUGACCCGAUGACUGAUUCACUGUUAAGUCUUGAUCAGGAGCCUUCGAUACCCGUGCCGGAUACCCAAGUUGUCCAGGCGGUAGAGGAGGCACUUAAUAAUAUUAUGGAAGAUGAUAACCGGCCAAAAACCGCGGAGGAUCUUCGCGAGUCCUUAUUCGGAGAAAACGACGACGGGGCUUCGAGUUUGUUCUCAGGGCAGGAUAAUGGUUCAGCUAGAGGCUCGAUGGACCAGCAACGUCCAAUACAAUCUGGAAAAGAAGUCGAGAAGCCUAGUUUGGCGUCUCUUGGGCUUGUAAGCGCGGCGUCUAGGAUUGGCGUUUUCAUGGAUGAUGAUCUCUUCGGCGACGAAGACAAGUUCUUAUCAGAUGAACAAGAUCAUAAUGAAGAUGAAAUUGCCGAUACCGAGGACGAGGUACAUGAGGCUGCACCAGGGGACCUUGGCCUUGCGGAGGCUAUCACAGCCCUUACAAACGAUAUCGAACGGCUUGCUGCUCAGGAAGCUGUCAUAGAAUCACUAACGAAAAAGGCAGAGUUAACAAACAACACGGCUGAACUACGUAUUUUACGAAAAUCAAAAGCGAGUUUACAAAGGGAGCUCAGGCGAAAAGAAUUGCAAAGGCAACAAUAUGUAAUCCAAGAGAACGACAAUAGUCUCUACGGACGCGCGUCGAUUAAAAUCAAGUCCAUCCAGGUAGGACGAGAGGAAGAUGGCAAAGAAUUUGCCCUUUACGUCGUCGAGGUAAAGAGGGACGCUGGCGAGAAAAUGCCCGCAGCUACUUGGAUAGUAACGCGACGGUACAGCGAAUUCCACGAACUUCAUCAGAAGUUGCGGGAUAGAUAUCCAUCAGUACGGAACCUCGACUUUCCACGACGACGGAUGGUCAUGAAGCUCCAGAGUGAUUUUCUCCGCAAGCGACGCGAUGCUUUAGAACAAUACUUAAGUCAGCUACUUCUCUUGCCAGACGUAUGUCGGAGCAGGGAUCUUCGAGCUUUCUUGUCACAAAGCGUGAUCACCCAAGGAGAGGAUUUGAUGAGCCGCGAAGACAAGAAGGACAUGAUCACUCGCCUAUACGAUUCCGUCACCGAUGGCAUGGAGGACAUCCUAGGAAAUAUACCUGUCCUAGACCAGCUAUCUCUGGCAGGACAGAAUCUAAUCGCGGCCGCUACAAGCCAGAUGAGCACAAUGCCGCUCAGCAUCAAUGAGGAUGCCAUGACAACUGCUGAAGCCGAGGCGGAGUUAAAUGCAUUUGAGAACAAGGAACUUGAACCUUUCAUCAAACCUAUAUGCGAUAUAUUCCUCGAGGUAUUUGGUCUUAACAGGGGCAACAAUUGGCUUCGUGGACGAGCUGUCGUUGUUGUUUUGCACCAAAUGCUUGGGGGCACUAUUGAACGAAAAGUACGGGACAACUUCAAGGUGCUAGUCCAAGAAGAUGCUGUUCUUAAAUAUAUCGCACUCUUGAGGAACAGCAUGUGGCCCGGAGGACAGAUCAACAGAAAUAAGCAGCCUAGGACACCGCCAGAGAAGGCACGGACUCGUAGGGAAGCAAGCUUGAUGCUAGCCACCUUAGUUCCAGAUUUGGCCGGAAACGUGGUCGGGCGGCUGAAUGCUCAAGCAGCAAGCCGCAGGAUUUUCGCGACGCUGAAUAACUCGAGAUUAAACUCACACCUGACUUUCACGAUCAUGGACGAGCUUAUUGACAUUCUAUUCAACGAAAGUUAGCCCGUCAAACCGCAGAGACGUGGUUAUUUUUCUUCUAUGCAGCAUAGCAAGGCGUUCGGACCGGAGUGUUUAGGAUGUUAUCGAGGUGCUGAUGAAUGCUCAUGAAUACUUGAUACCACUGUAGUUGGCAGGGUAUGCCUUUUGCAUGCUUGGAAGGACCAGGCUUCGAAUUAAGAGUCGCGGCAAGGAAGGCGAGGCGAUGAUCGCUUGUUAUAUCCAUGCUCAAGGGUGUAUCCAGGAGCUCGGUACCUAGGGUAUUAGCUAGGUGAGGCGAACGAGUAGAUGACCUAAAGUCUGGGGUAUUUCAAACAAGUACCCCUGUUUUCAGACGCCUACACACGUUUCCUAAGCCCGAAAGGAUAGGCAUCAGGUAGGUAGAUUUUAAUAGAUAAUCAAUAAACC